Molecule: messenger RNA, 399 nt
Organism: [Torrubiella] hemipterigena
Lineage: Eukaryota; Fungi; Ascomycota; Sordariomycetes; Hypocreales; Clavicipitaceae
Source: the annotation of a GenBank genome assembly
AUGCUUGACCAUCUUGCUCUCUCCAUCACCUCUGACAAAUACCAGGAGGUGCUUGACUUCUAUCUUGCUACCCUGGCUCCUCUGGGAUACGAACUUCGUCACUCAAUCCACGACGGCAAGGUUGUUGGACUUGGAUGCAAAGAUGCGCCGGCCCAUGAGGCCGACUUUUGGCUUUCUGGUUUUGCCCAAUCGGCUUCUGAAAUCAAGUAUGCGCACUGGGCUUUCAAGACCGACGAUCGCAAGGUGGUGGACGAGUUCCAUGUCAAGGCACUAGCAGCUGGUGGCAAGGACAAUGGCGCGCCUGGGCCACGACCGCAAUAUGGACCUCACUACUAUGGCGCGUUUAUCACCGAUCCCGUUGGAAACAACAUUGAGGUGGUUUGCAAAAAGCCUGAAUAG